Messenger RNA from Carassius gibelio (silver crucian carp), 2985 nucleotides. RefSeq lists its product as uncharacterized. The record is from RefSeq and is a predicted model, not a curated record. Lineage: Eukaryota; Metazoa; Chordata; Actinopteri; Cypriniformes; Cyprinidae. Bases 338 to 1876 code for a protein of 512 amino acids. The transcript is spliced from 6 exons.
UUAGUUAAAAUGCUGAAGAAUAUUACUAUUUUAAGUGCAAUACAUUUUCAUAUUGCAAAUCAUUUUCAAAUUGAUUUUCAAAUAUGUUUUGAAAUAAGGUUGUAACUCAUUCAUUUUUCUAUUUUCCAGGAUUAUAAAAAUACUUAAUGCAGUGUAAAAACUGCAAAUUCAGCAGUUCGAGUGAAGAGGUCCUUCUAAAGCACUAUCGGCUGCAUCACCCAAGCAUUUCCAGCUGGCCUUGUAUUCAUACGGGGUGUGUUUGUGUCUUCAGGACAGCAGGCUUAGAGACCGAGUCCUUGUGACCCUGAGGACAUACCUGCACCAUUAAACUUGCCUGAUGGCUUUACUACUGCGAGUUGUCAUUUCGUCAACUGAUGCCCGGCGACUUCAGCUUUUUGAAGUGCCACAGUCUGUGGAGUCCCUUAUUAGUAUUCUGAAGGAGAAACUGCAGUUACAAGGACAGUUUGUCUUGCAGUUUGAAGACCCUGAUUUUGGGAAUGCCCUUUGCAGCCUGACUGACAUCUCGGAACUGCCCAGUGACAAAGCAGUCUUGCAUAUUCAGUGGUGCAAUUCAUCAUUGUCUGAAACCAGCCUUUCUGUGUCAUCUCUUGAUACUGCUAGUGUUGAUGACUCUGAUGGAUCCUUGACCAGCUCCACAGCCUCUGUACAAAGGUAUUUGCGCACAACCUCAGAAUGGCCACUGCCAUUCCCCAUCCCACCCCUGUCAUUUGAUGUCGAGCUAAAACUACGACGAGGCAAUGAGACAUAUGCAGAAACACAGACAGGCAUUGAUGUGACCAGAGACAUAAAGAUGGAGAUUCUUGAUAAAAUAGUUCAGGCUGUUUUUGACAUAAAGGCAUAUCCCAACAAUCAAGAAAUUGAGUCCAUUGCAUCUGCACUGAUUUCCAAGUAUCCAUGCCUUAAGGAGCCUGGCAAAGGUAAGGGCUAUGAAGGAUGGUUGAUCAGCCUAAAGAACAAGCUAAACAAUUACCGUUCAAAAUUGAGAGCAGCAGGCUGCAAUGAAGUUAGUGUGAACAAGAAGCGUAAGGAUGUUGAACAUGGACAUGGUUUCACCAUGAAAAAAGCAAAGCGUGGAGAAGUGAAUUUUGUCCCAGAACAUCCAUGCAACCACACUGAUGCUUCACUUGAAGAACAAAGACGUUUAUUGAUCGAUGAAACCAAAAAGGCAAGAAGCAGCAUGGUGGUCAUAAGUGAAAAAAUGGAAUUAACUUUUUCCCUGAGGAGAAAAGAAGUGGUAGAAGAUCAACCAAUGGUUGUAGACGUGCAGCAGAGGUGGCCUGCACUUUUUCUCCAGGAGCAGAUUGCUGAGGAAUUCUUCAGAAUCACGAAUAAAGACCUUCUUGAUGUCUUCAGGGCAGCUAUGGAUAGAUUUACACCUAAGCUCUUGAAAUUAUACAGAGCUAGAAAAACUGCAUUUGGAGAGGACAUGGAACAGCUCCUAGAAAGACUUGAUGAAAGGGUGACCGAUGUUGUUAAUCACAGAAGGACUACUGCUUUGAAAGGCCUGCCUUUGUUUCUUCGAGAGGACCCAAACAAGCUGUUCAAGACAUGCAAAGACACCGAAGAUGGGGCAAAAGGAGUGUCUAUUGCCAUUCUGUGUGUUUUGGAAGAUGACACCCAGGCGACAUCACCCGAGGUUGUGAACAUUGCUGUUGUCUUGGAGCAGGUCGUCGUUUUGAAAGAUCUCCCAGAUAUUUCUACUGCUCUUGCAUACCUUUUUGGCCUUCUGUAUGCAUUAAACAUGUCCUAUCCUCAAGCUCUUAAGUACACUUUUGACACCAUUCAGAAUGUUUUCAUGGAGCUGGGAUCUGGAUGCACCAAACGUGUACUUUCUCUGAAGAACAAACUGUUGUAAAGAAAAUAAGAACAGUGUUUUUGGGAUCCUUUUUGGCGUUCAUUUGUUACAAGACCUAAAGUGCGCUUGGAUACAAGGUCUGGGGAUUCUUUUAGUUGGCAUCUCUGUUUCUUGUUACAGAUGUCAAACUGUUCCAAAUGCACCAAACGUGUGCUUUCUCUGAAGAACAAACUGUUGUAAAGAAAAUCAGAACAGUUGUUUUGGGAUCAUUUUUGGCGUUCAUUUGUUACAAGACCUAAAGUGCAGCUUGGAUACAAGGUGAUUAUUUUAGUUGGCAUCUCUUUUUCUUGUCAUCAGAUGUCAGACUGUUCUUAAAGUGUACAGUACGGCAUACCAUACCAGGUUAGUGGUUGCAGUAAGCAUGUCUGUUCUUAUAAAUGGUUGUUUAAAAUUGAGGGAUAGUUCAUCCAAAAAUUAAAAUUGUCACAUUUUGUCACUCUUAUUUUGUUACAAACCUGUAUAAAUGUCUUCGUUCUGAGGAACAUGAAGAAAGAUGCUUUGAGGAAUGUUUGUAACCAAACCGUUCAUGAGCCCCAUUCACUUUUAUAGUAGGAAAAAAGAAUACUAUAGAAUCGAAUGGGGCUCGUGAUCUGUUUGGUUACAAACAUUCCUCAAAAUAUCUUAUGUUCAUCAGAACAAAUACAUUUAUACAGGUUUGUAACAACAUGGGGAGUAAGAAAAUGACACUAUUUUCAUUUUUGGGUGAACUAUCCUUUUAAACAAAACUGUAAAAAUGUGUUUUAAAUGUUGGUUUAAAUGUGGUAAUUUGAAAAGGUUUAGAUUACAGAACAUGUCAAGACAUUAAAAACAUUUUAUUGUUGAUACAAAGAAAAAUCCUAAAUUGAUACCAACAAGUUUUAUGCUGUUUUUGUGUACAUUUAAGUGAUUUAAUGAGAAAUUGUAUUGCACUGAUUUUUGUUGGUGUUAAAAAUUGUCUGUAUGCUUAGUGUAUGCAAAAUUUAAGUUCCUACUGAAGAUGGAAUCUGGACUUUUUCUUUAAAGUGCAGCUGUUGUGUCACAACUUUAAAAAAAAGUUAAAUAUUGUGAACCGAGUUUGUGCUAGUGUAGCAUCUUAUUUCUAAUUGAAAUAAAUGAUAAAGUAAAUGUUU